This is a messenger RNA of Eimeria mitis, 558 nucleotides long. RefSeq lists its product as uncharacterized. The transcript is spliced from 5 exons. NCBI's taxonomy places the organism in Eukaryota, Apicomplexa, Conoidasida, Eucoccidiorida, Eimeriidae. The record is from RefSeq and is a predicted model, not a curated record. Bases 1 to 558 code for a protein of 185 amino acids.
AUGGUAGUACUUGGAAGCGCAAGCAGAUAUGGAGAUAUGGAGGAGGAGAGACGAGAAAAGAGUGAGCGGACAUCUGCGGAACUGAGGUUACAAAUUGAAGCCCUUAGUGAAAGCUUUAACGAGCAAGACAGACUUCUCUUCUCCAGCAUAAGCGCCCUCAGUCUCAGGAACACAGAAGCAAAGACGCACUAUCAGCAGCUCAUCCAAAGUCUCCAGAAACAACUGCAGGCAGCAGAAAGAGACGUCGCUGUGGCUGAGAAAGACGUGGCGACAACACGCUUUUUAAAAGAAAAGGAGCUACAGAACGCCAAAGAGGCCCUCCGCCAUCUGGAAGGAGAGCUCGAAAAAAUGACGUUUCAAUUUGCCGAGCUUCUUAACGACACUGCAGAGAAGCUGGCAGAAAGAAUUUCUAUGUCCCAGGGAAGUUGGGCAGCUGAGCAGAAGCGGAUGCCUCUGGAGCUGCGUAUGAAACAAGAGAGCCCUGUGGCACUUGGAACUGCCUUCCAGGCGCAUGGGGUAGGCGAACGCCGAGUAGAAGGAGACUGGAGGGAGCCUUAG